GCCGUCAAUAUCUGGUGCUUCCUUGUGUGGUUAUUUGAUGGCAGCUAUGGCACCUCCACCAGCAGAGGUGGAAGAAGUUCCACGCUUGCCUAUGCCCUCACGGAAUCCUCUCCCACUUUCCGCUGCACAAGAAGCUCAAGUUCGAGAGAUGUAUCAUUCACGAGUGAGAAGUUACUGUGCUGCUGAGAUAAAACAAUUCGCAGACUGCGCCCUGGGACGAACCUUCACCGCACCCUUCAAAUGCCGGCAACAGAAUCGCGCCAUGAACAAUUGUAUGAUUACCCACGCUACACAAACCGAACAAGAUGCAGCGAGAGAAGAGUGGUUCGCGACGAGGUUAAAGAGACAGAGGGAGCGGGAAGCGAAAGAGGCGAGGAGGAUAGAGCAGGAGAGGUUCCAUAAGGAAUGGUGGGGGUUGCCAAUUGAGGAUCGAGAAGGUGAUAAGGGGAGGGAUAUUAUGAAGAAAGCUGAGAGAGUGGGCGGGUUUCCGAAGAGGGAUGAGGGCCAGCUGAGUAAGGAUCGACAUAGAUGAUAUUCGUGGACCUUGGGAUGGGCAUCGCUGGGAGUUUGGGCAUUUGCAUGGUGUUCGGGAGACACUUGGGAAGUGUGUUUGUAAGUUAGGGUGUAUGAGACUUGUGGAAUCGCCUUUCUGGUCAGAGAUGGCAUUCGUCCUCUAUCCAUCCUCAAUACUUACAAGAGCUUAGUGCCGGCUGCGUCUUGGCAAUCCUUGAGGCCCGAGAUUGAGACCAAAUACUGUCAAGGCCUCCC
This is a messenger RNA of Hyaloscypha bicolor E, 768 nucleotides long. RefSeq lists its product as uncharacterized. Gene Ontology annotation, cellular component: mitochondrion. The record is from RefSeq and is a predicted model, not a curated record. Bases 38 to 532 code for a protein of 164 amino acids. Lineage: Eukaryota; Fungi; Ascomycota; Leotiomycetes; Helotiales; Hyaloscyphaceae. The transcript is spliced from 2 exons.